Microtus ochrogaster (prairie vole) is the source of this 2412-nucleotide messenger RNA. NCBI's taxonomy places the organism in Eukaryota, Metazoa, Chordata, Mammalia, Rodentia, Cricetidae. The record is from RefSeq and is a predicted model, not a curated record.
GAUGUGUACUCGGCUACAGGCAGAGGCUCGUGCCUGGGCUGUGGCAGCUGGCAAACAGGGUCUCCAUCCUCCUGGGAGGGUGCAGCUGGCGGGGUUGUGGGAGGGAGCGGGUGCCCAGACCUUGCUCCACUGGGGCGUGGCUACUCCCACCCAGGUAAGGACGCUAAAUCCUGGGCCCGGAGAAGGAAACGUGCGUGCAUGCGUGCGUGAGACCGGGGCUCCCGGGUUCAGCCUUGCAGUCGGGAGCUAGUCCCCGGAUCCGUGCAGAGAAUGCGGCACUUUCUGGGGACCAGCUGGGCUGCCCACCGUUGCGGCAGUGAUCCGAGAGGAAGGGACAAGGGGUGCGGCGCCCAUCUACCUGGGCGGAGGACAGGGUGAGGCACCAGGUAGGAUGGGGCUCCGCCUCCUGCUACCUGCGCGGCCUGAAGGGCGGAGGCUGUGCGUCUUGGAACCGUGCCUCUCUUUCUCUGUCUGUCUCUCCCUCUCUCUGUCCGGGUCUGCAAGCCCUCAGCCUCCUUAGUCUGUUGCAGGAAGGAAGCCUAGAGGGGAGGGCUACGGAGUUGGGGCUGCUGACCAUCAAGCGCCGCCGAUGAAGGCUCUAUUUUGGGACUGGAAGCUCAGACUAAAAGAAUCCGUUUGUACCACCAGCAAGGAGCUCAGCCAUGUGGACCCCCAGCCGCAGGCAGCUCUGCCUGGCCUUCUUGCUGGUCUGUGUGCUCUCUGCCGGUUCCCUCUUUUUCCACCUGCGUGGAGGAAACUUCUUUCGAAAUGAGCUAACUCUCUCUCUCCUGUGUCCGGACUACCACCUGCUGAAGUCCCCAGUGGCCAUGGUAUGCCUGCCGCGCCCAUUGCAGACAGUCAACACCUCCUCUUCCUGUCCCGAACAAGUCUCCUCACUCCCUGGGACUUGGACCAUCUCCCCAGGAGGCAGGUUUGGUAACCAGAUGGGGCAGUACGCCACAUUGCUGGCCCUGGCCCAGCUCAAUGGCCGCCGAGCUUUCAUUCAGCCUGAGAUGCAUGCCACCCUGGCCCCAGUGUUCCGCAUCUCCCUGCCCGUGCUGGACCCUGAGGUGGACAGCCUGACGCCUUGGCAGCAUUUAGUCCUACAUGACUGGAUGUCAGAGGAGUACUCCCGUCUGGAGGACCCCUUUCUCAAGCUGUCCGGUUUCCCUUGCUCUUGGACCUUCUUCCACCAUCUCCGGGAACAGAUCCGCAGGGAGUUCACCCUGCAUGACCACCUUCGGGAAGGUGCCCAGCACCUGCUGAGUGGGCUCCGCCUAGGCCCCCGGGGCAUCCGCCCUCACACCUUUGUGGGUGUACACGUGCGUCGUGGAGACUAUCUGCAGGUGAUGCCCGAUCGCUGGAAGGGUGUGGUGGGGGACCGAGCUUACCUCCAGCAAGCCAUGGACUGGUUCCGCGCCCGACACAAAGAUCCCAUCUUUGUGGUCACCAGCAAUGGCAUGAAAUGGUGUCUGGAGAAUAUUGACACAUCCCGUGGUGACGUGGUCUUCGCGGGCAAUGGGCAGGAGAGCACGCCGGGGAAAGAUUUUGCGCUGCUCACGCAGUGCAACCACACGAUCAUGACCAUCGGGACCUUCGGCUUCUGGGCGGCCUACUUAGCUGGUGGAGACACUGUCUACCUGGCGAACUUCACCCUGCCAGACUCGGAGUUUCUGAAGAUCUUCAGGCCGAAGGCUGCCUUCCUGCCUGAGUGGGUGGGCAUUAAUGCAGACCUGUCCACCCUGCAGGCUCAGAUUGACCCUUGGAAGUCAGACGGUCUUUUAAGAUUGGUCUGAACCACCUAGCGUCAGCCAUCAUGUCUCUAGAAGCCUGUGUCUUCGGGAUUUGUCUGUGGUAGUCCACGAGCUGGUGGGACUCUGGAAAUGUGGGAAUGCUCUAGAAAUAUUCCGACAGAACCUCACUGUCUGAUGGCUCUGGAGUCCAAGUUGGCCCUGUGAGCCACAGUCCUCUUCUCGCCCACCCAGCUCACCUUCUUAGAACUUCUGGAUUAUGGGAGUGAAGGAACACCUGACACAUGACACACAGCUGGCUUUCGGGGCUCCUGGAGCCAUUCUCGGGGGGCAUGGUGGCUGCUUCCAAGGGCCCUGCCAGCGCUCUAGGUAGUGAAGAAUUGAGUGAAGGUGAGAACUCCGUAUCUCGCCACUGCUGCUGCUACAGACAUGGAGUGAUGCAGGAGGCCCUGCCAGGAGCUAGCGUCGGCUUAGAAAGACGAGAACGACUUCAGCAGAUCUGAGUUCUGUCCAACUCCUGGGUCACAGAAAAACCUUCCAGACUUUUAUUUAGGGUGGAGAGAGGAAAUGGGCUAAAAUGUGGGAGCGAGGGGAGAAGGGGCCACCGCUGCGGGGCCAUGCUCCUGAGGGGCUGGGCUUGCAGAAACAGAGUCUCCUAAAA